Haplochromis burtoni (Burton's mouthbrooder) is the source of this 4673-nucleotide messenger RNA. It is a transcript of the gene dedd, whose product is annotated as death effector domain containing. The transcript has 5 exons. Gene Ontology annotation, biological process: regulation of apoptotic process; extrinsic apoptotic signaling pathway via death domain receptors; apoptotic process. Lineage: Eukaryota; Metazoa; Chordata; Actinopteri; Cichliformes; Cichlidae. Gene Ontology annotation, molecular function: protein binding; DNA binding. The record is from RefSeq and is a predicted model, not a curated record. The coding region runs from base 382 to 1596 and encodes 404 amino acids. Gene Ontology annotation, cellular component: nucleolus.
AUUGAACUGGAAGUUCUUUCAUUUUAGCUGAAGACUGAAAAUUGUUUCCUUAUUUUCCCACGGUGUCAGGCUGAAGACCAAAACCAUUAAACGAACUCGUAUCUGAAACUCACCCUGAAAGCAGCAGUGCCGCAUGUUAAUAGGGUGGGAACCUAUGUCUUUAACAAAUAUCGUGCAGUUGACCAAAACAUUAAACGUAGCUAAACUUGGUUUCUACCUUCAAAGAAGCGUUGCUAUUACAUCCCGAGAAGCUAACUUACCGUUAGCUGCCUACUGAAGUUUGAUAGCUUCGGACUCAUCAGGACACAUUAAAGUUCAUCAAUUGAUUGGAAGGAGGAGUUGCAGGGAUUCUCGCAUCCCUCGUCACCAUUGGCCCCUGAGAUGACAUCACAACAACCUCAACUCCCUAAUGCUCUUAUACCUCCCCAGCUUGCUCAGAACUCCAAUGCUCAGCAGAUCCGACCUCACAUUCACCCGAAUCAGCUGGAGUCGAGUCAGAGCAGUGCAAAUGCUGGGCUUCUUGAACAUAGGCCUCUGACAGGCAGGCCAGGCUGCCCUGGUGCUUUAGCCACUACUGGGGAGUUGGUCAACAGGAAUGUUUCUGUUUCCUCCACCAACUCUAGCUUGACCAGAAGAGAUGGGGGCUUUGAACCAUGGCCCGAGGAAGCAGUGGAUAACUCCCAUGGGCUGUACUCACUCCACCGUAUGUUUGACAUAGUUGGAGCCCAGCUAACACAUCGGGAUGUAAGGGUACUGUCAUUCCUGUUUGUUGAUGUGAUUGACGAGUAUGAGCGAGGUGGCAUCAGGAGUGGAAGAGAUUUUCUGCUGGCGUUAGAGCGCCAGGGUCGCUGUGAUGAGACAAACUUCAGACAUGUGCUGCAGCUUCUAAGGAUUAUCACCCGCCAUGACCUUUUGCCUUAUGUCACACUCAGGAAACGGCAGGCCGUGUGCCCAGACCCUGUUGAUAAAUACCUGGAAGAGACAUCAGUGCGAUAUAUAUUACCAAGAGGAAGAGUACAGAACAAAGACACUGUACCGUACAGAAGAACAGGUCCCCAGCCAGUCAUUUGUUGUUCCCCAUCAGCACCACACGUGGGUCCUGCACAAACAAAGCCAACUCCUCCUGUACCAAACCGCAAACGGAAGAGAAUUCACUCUUCGGCUGACUGCAGAGAGAAGCAAACAUGCGAUAUUCGUCUACGAGUUCGUGCUGAGUACUGCCAGCAUGAAUCUGCACUUCAGGGCAACGUCUUCUCCAACAAGCAAGAGGCAGUGGAGCGGCAAUUUGAGCGCUUCAACCAGGCCAACACUAUCCUAAAAUCGCGAGACUUGGGCUCCAUCAUCUGUGACAUCAAAUUUUCUGAGCUCACCUACUUGGAUGCCUUUUGGAGGGACUACAUCAAUGGAUCAUUGUUAGAGGCCCUCAAAGGGGUCUUUAUCACAGAUUCCCUAAAACAGGCUGUAGGCCACGAGGCUAUAAAACUGUUAGUCAAUGUUGAUGAGGAGGACUACCAAGCUGGUCGACGCAAACUGCUCCGUAAUUUGGUCACAAGUGGAGGGAGCUCAGCAGUGGGUAACAAAGACUCUGUAUCUUAGAAACAUUCUCCAGGUGGUAGGGAGUAGAGUGAGAUGUGAUUGUUGUUUAAGGUGCCUGAAAGGAACUGAAGAACUUCCAGCCAACCCCAUUAAAUAUUUGAGAACUAAGUUCAUAUGUUAUCUACUUGGCAUCCCUUUCCAUAGCAUGUACAGAGAAAUGGAACUGUGUUGGCAAAAACAAAGGGGUGAUGCAAACAAGUUGGUAUUAUUGUUCAUUUUCUUCAAGGAUGGAAUCAAACAAGUGCAUUGAAUUUAACCAAUUUCUUGUUUGUGGUAUGUUAGCUCAGCUCAUUUAAAACUUUUAACCUAAAGAUACUGUUCAAUCCUGUUUUAAGGUGAAGUUAUUUUGAAUGCAGGAAACACUUAAUUCUCACAAGUUACUCCCAGUGGGAGAUGUACUUAUUUUUAGACUUGUUUUGUGUUUUUUUUCCCAGGUAGAUUACAAAUUGUUUGGCAUACCCAACGAGAGAAUGUUCUGUGAACACUUUUGCAAGGAUCAAGCUUCUCUUUCCCUGUCACCUUUACUGUGCCUGGCAUUCUUUAACACAUUCUGUCUGCCAACAGCUGUGAAUUCAAAUUCAAUUGUAAAGUCACUGCCAGUUUAUGGAAACAAUGUAAGAGAAUAAUUCUAAUGUGUUCAAUUAUUUCCAGUGAGAAAUGGACUUUUGUGGUGUUCUUAAUAUGUAUGGAUUUGAAAGUGUGUCAGUUCCUUUGUCACCCUGUACCUACUUGCUGUGUUAAUUAUGAAGCAAGACUGAUGUUGAAUAAAUUUUAUAAUGACACUAAACACAAAUCUGUAAAACAGCAGGGAAAUUCACACCAGUAUGUGCAGUCACGUCAGUAGGUGCAGGAAGCAAGAUGCCAGACCAAAGUGAUGUGGGUGACAGAGAGUCAGUGAUUGUCUGUGAUUGGUUACAAAUCUCUCAUCUAGCUUUAGCUUUAGAAUUGGUAUAAAGAGCAAUCUCUUCUAUGGAUACAACAUGAGCAUGUAGUUAAACUUGUCUCCUCUAAUAGUGCUACAGGAGGUGUUGAAAUAACAUCACAUCUCAUUUCAUCCCAUCCCUUAAAAAGCAGUUGUCACAGGUAUGGUAACUUUCAAACAGAAAAUAAAGCGUAAAAAAAUAGCACUGUAGAAGCCAAAAUAAUAUAAUAGCAAGAUGUAAAGCAUGUUGAUCCUCCACAAUUUAAGUUGCACAAUUAUAUGCUUCUAGUAGGAGGCUUUCACAGUGUAACAUGAAACUAAUAAUGGAUGGGUGCCUGUGAAAACCACAUGUGGCCCCCCGCCCCUAAAAUUAUAACCACUUGUUAUGUUUAAUAAAUCCAAGUGUAAGACAGGACUAAGAAUGUAUCAAUGUCUGACAUAUACAUGCCCUUUCAUCACGCCAAACUAUACUUUACUACUUUGCAAAGUAGGCCCUAUUUCUUGCAGUGACAUGUAAUGUUAAUGUUAGUGUUCACCAUCAAAUGUUGAUAUGCAGAAUCAUCUUUUUGGAUGCAAUUCAUCAGGAUAAAUGACAAAUUGACAUUGAUGUCAGGCCAAUGCAAGCUCAGUUAGAAAAUGUGUAAUAGCAGUAUAUCGAGGAUGAAGUAGAUCGGAGACUGAAUAUCAUUUCAGUGCGUACUGUUACCUGGAACAUCAAUCUGUAAUUCUGCUAUUUUACAUUUUCCUUUGUUUUUCUGUAUGCCUACCCUAAAAUCUCCUACGACAUGAACAGGCCAGUACUCAAGAGAAGCAAAUGUGUACUGUGUAAUCAGCAAACUGUGUUUUUAAUGCAGUUGUUCACUUUCCAGCUUAAUAUUUUCUCUUAAUGCAUUACAGAUAUGCAUUUUUUUUUGUCAAAUGUUGUAAUGAAAUUUUACUUGUGUUAAAAAUGUAACUGAAUCUUGUCUAGCUUCUCAUCAGUUAGUUAAAUGGUGACCUGAAUUUAGCAUUUGGUUUUAUGUAACCUUAUAAAAAUUCCGUGUGUUUUUAUUAUGAUUUUUGAUCCUAGGAAAGAAAUAAAUAAAAGCCCCGUAUUGUGUUGGCCAUAAUGGCAUCUUUUGGGACAUAUCAGAACAUGCAAGUUUGACAGGCCACUGUGAAUGAUAUAGAAGAGGCAUACAUUUUAUAUUUUUAUCCAGUGGAAUUUCAUGUUAAGGUUAAAAGUUCGUAUCUAGGAAAUAGGUAGGUGUAUGUUGACUGUAUGUUAUGGUAGUUGUUAAAUCCAGCUUUUACAUUAAAUUGCAUGCAACCUGUUAUGGUGUCAGUGUCUCAAGUCACAAUGUAACCAUUUUGUAAAUAUUUUUGUGGGUCACAUUUUCUUACUUCAGUUUUGCAUUUCUUUCAGAAAAUAGGCCUGUAGAAAGUUUUGAUUUUACGUGGCACUGCAAAUAUUACAAAAAAAAAAAAAAAGAAUAAUCCAAACUCACCCCUGAAGGCGCUCUUUAUCCUUCGAUCAUGGGUCCUGUAUUAGAGGCCUGGGAGUUUGAGGGUCUUGUGCAAUAAUUUUGCUGUUCAUAGGACUGCAUUCUUCUGGACAGAGAUCUCGGAUGUCGUUCCCUGAAUCUGCUUGAACCACUCACCCAGUUUGGCGGUCACUGCCCCAAGUAAUCUGAUUACCACAGGGACUACUGUUGCCUUCACCCUCCGCAUCUUCUCAAGCUCCUGUCUCAGCCCUUGGUUAUUCUUGAGCUACAGCCAUCUUCCUCUGCCUGUCCACUUCUACCACUAUUCCUCAUGGUUCAUGGCUCCUGUUUGCUCGUGGGAUUCCAAGGUACAUGUAGCUACCUUCAAUGUCUGCCUUCUGUUACUAAAUGGCAAAUUGUUCUGGUUCUUAUAUAGUACUUUUCUACUCUUCAUGCUUGAGAGUUUUGAACAUUGUUGUUAUGUGUUGUGUCCUUCAGCCCAUUAUGCUCUUCCAGUAUUUCUGCAUCUCCAGCCUUGGUGGGGCUGUUCUCAUAUCGUCCCCUGCCACUGAGAGUACACCUGGGAUGGUUCAUUGGAGAACAUGUAGUUUAUUGACCUGGCUUCUAUCGCUCUGGUAUCACAACCAGUCCAACGUUUGGACACACUUUCUGAUUUAAAGGGUUUUCUUUAU